CGCCGAUCGAAGCAUCAAUCCAAGGCGGCUCCACUUCCUCUAGCGCCCCAUUCCGAUCGAGUUUGGCUUCGGCCUCGAGGCGACCCCAUCUCUCGCAGCGCUCGUUCCAUCCGCUGCGCGCGCGUCAAUGGCCAGCCUCCGCGUCGCCGUGUUCGCCGCCUCCUGCGCCCUCCUCGCGGCGUCGGUGUCGUCGGCGCCGGCGCCGGCGGUGUACAAGGUCGGCGACGAGCGCGGGUGGGCGGUGCCGUCUGCCAACGGCACCGAAACGUACAACCACUGGGCCAAGAGGAACCGCUUCCAAGUCGGCGACAUCCUGAAUUUCAAGUACGCCAACGACUCGGUGCUGCUGGUGAGCCACGACGACUACAAGCAGUGCAGCACGGAGAAGCCGGUGAGCCGGUUCACGGGCGGCGACACCAAGUUCACGCUCGACGGCCUCGGCCCCUUCUACUUCGUCAGCGGCGUCCCGGGCCACUGCGAGAAGGGGCAGCGGAUGAUCGCGCGCGUCAGGAUGCCCUCCUCCCUGACGGCCGGCGCCCCGGCGGCGGCUCCGGGGAUGCCGCCCACCGUCGGAGCCGGAGGCGCGCCCAGGCCCGCAGCCUCGUCGCCCACCGUGCCGUCGGUCGCGGGAUCGGCCGGAUCCGUCUCCACUCCCACUCCCGCCCCGAGCCCGCUGCCGCAGGCCAGCGGCGCGUCGUCGAGGCGGGCUAGCGUUGUGUCGUCCAUCGUAGUAGGGCUCGCGGUCGUUGGUGUCGUCACUCUGUUCGUGGUGGCUUGAGCUUAGGUGUCUGGUUUCUCGAUCGAUACUCUAUAGUGCGCAAUCGGUUUAGGGAUUAAUGUUAGCUUUUGGAGAUCUAGCAGGAGUGUCAGGAAUUGGUAAGGGCCAUUGGCCUGUUGCUUAGGUGAGAAGACAUAGACUUGGUGUAAUUCGUUUUCGUCAAUAAAUGGUGGUUAAUCCACCAAUGUCACCAUC
This is a messenger RNA of Panicum virgatum (switchgrass), 973 nucleotides long. RefSeq names its product early nodulin-like protein 1. NCBI's taxonomy places the organism in Eukaryota, Viridiplantae, Streptophyta, Magnoliopsida, Poales, Poaceae. The transcript has 2 exons. The coding region runs from base 128 to 778 and encodes 216 amino acids. Gene Ontology annotation, molecular function: electron transfer activity. Gene Ontology annotation, cellular component: plasma membrane. The record is from RefSeq and is a predicted model, not a curated record.